Kwoniella botswanensis is the source of this 876-nucleotide messenger RNA. RefSeq lists its product as uncharacterized. Gene Ontology annotation, cellular component: precatalytic spliceosome. NCBI's taxonomy places the organism in Eukaryota, Fungi, Basidiomycota, Tremellomycetes, Tremellales, Cryptococcaceae. The transcript is spliced from 4 exons. Gene Ontology annotation, biological process: RNA splicing. Bases 1 to 876 code for a protein of 291 amino acids. The record is from RefSeq and is a predicted model, not a curated record.
AUGUCAUCUCGAGCCGCUCCUCUCCACCUUUCUCCUCGAGACCGAGAGAGAGACCGCCGUUAUGGCAGAGACGAGCGAAAUGAAGACCGAGCCAGGACAAGGAGCAGGAGUAGAAGCCCAAGGCGAGAUAGAGACAGGUACGAUGAUCGAGAUCGAAAGUACGGGCGAGACUCUGGAAGAAGUGGCUAUAGAGAUGAUCGUUCUAGAAGGGAUUAUGGUAGUCCCCGUGAUAGGGAUAGAGACGGCAGAAGCGAUAGAGACGAUUAUACCCGAGAUGAUAGACGAGGAGACUAUACUAGAGAUAGUCGAACGGAUGAUCAUAGUCGAGGAGAUUUGAAACCAGAUGUCACUUCUCGAGGAGGUUAUUCAAGAGAUAACCCAAACAACGAUCCAAAUUAUCGACCAUCCCCUCGACCCUACGAGGAUCGUCCACCCGCUGGAUCAGCACCUUCGAUACCGCCUUCGCAGCCUCGAGCAGGGUCAUCGGCGCAACCAGGCUUCCGAGGAGGUUAUGGUGGAUACGGAAACAGAGGGGGUGAUCAUGAAAGACCGUUGGAUAGAAGAGCUAUAGAAGAAGGUAGAAGGCGGAGAGAAGAGGAAAGAGCAAAAGGUAUUGUUUAUACGGAAGAUGGUGCUUAUAAUCCUAGUGCAGAAGCUUCACCUGCACCCAAGGAAGAACCAGAGGACGAGUUAGAUCCUGAUGAUCCAGAAGCCCAAAUGGCAGCGAUGAUGGGCUUUGGGGGAUUCGGCACAUCGAAGGGUAAGGGCAAGGAAGAUAACGUCGAUGGUGUUGCUAAAGUGAAUAAGCAGAGAAGUUGGAGACAGUACAUGAAUAGAAGAGGUGGUUUCAACAGACCAUUGGAUAAAAUCAAGUAG